AUGUUUCCUGGUGAAAAAGUUAACCACAAUGCCAUAUGCUCUAAUUGUUCCAAAGACUGUGGCAAUUCCAAUCAUGAGUGGUUACACAAGAAGGAACUGACCUUCUGCUCAGAGACAAAGACAUGGUGGUUGGCAUUCGUUGAGGGGAAAGGCAUGUUUUGUUUACUGUGUAAAAAACAUGAUUGUCAGAAUCCAGAAAACAAGUCUGCUGUGUUUAACAAAACCCCAGCAACCCGGUAGAGGCCUGCCACAUUAAAGGAACAUGUUGGCACACCCUUAUCCUCUCACAGUCACCCUGGAAAGAGAAAGCAACAACACCAAGACGCAAUUUACAGGGAGAUGCUGCAAAGAACCUCAUUGUUUCAAAUGCAACUAGAUGAAGAAAGGUUUUAUGGUGAUGAAGGGCUGGUAAAGGCAUUUACCACCUUCUACUUCGUAGCAAACGAGUAGAUGGCAAACAGCAAAGUAUUGCCACUUCUUAAACUCCUAGAAGUCUUGGGGGCAAGAGAGAUUCGAACUUUUGGACAUAGAUCCAAAGGGUCUCUCCAUGAAAUUUUUUGCACUAUUAGAGAGACAGUCCUUGACCAAAUAAAUGACCACAUAUCAGACUCUGGCAGCGUUGGAUUAUUAUGCGAUGAUGUUACAGAUGUAGCAACUCUUGAGCAAAUGUUGACAUUUGUUCAGUAUGUUCACAGCAGGAAAGUCAGUGUCAGAUUUCUUACCAUUGACAAUCUUCUGGCCAAAUCAACAAGUGCAACAGCUGGGCAUUGA
This is a messenger RNA of Porites lobata, 771 nucleotides long. Lineage: Eukaryota; Metazoa; Cnidaria; Anthozoa; Scleractinia; Poritidae. The record is from the annotation of a GenBank genome assembly.